Messenger RNA from Neurospora hispaniola, 4644 nucleotides. RefSeq lists its product as uncharacterized. The transcript is spliced from 5 exons. The coding region runs from base 123 to 4433 and encodes 1436 amino acids. Lineage: Eukaryota; Fungi; Ascomycota; Sordariomycetes; Sordariales; Sordariaceae. The record is from RefSeq and is a predicted model, not a curated record.
GGGUCUGGAGGCUUUCUCAAUCUUGCUCGCCUCAUCUCCUACGCACCCGGCAGUGCGACCUGGUCGGCAGUCAUCUUUAGCGCCGGCCCCAAUCUCAACGCUAUUGUUCAUCCACACGCGCCAUGGCCACCGAACAUAUCGCACCUCCUCCGCCUCCGGCGCCAGCGCAACCGGUCCAGUCGCCGGCCCUCUCGCGCCCGGACCAUCGUCACUCAUUAACUGCGCCGCCGCCCCCACCUCCGCCGUCGGUCCUUGCACCACCUCCGGGCCCUGGUCCCGGCCCCGGGCACAGUCCGGCUACCGGUACCGGCCCCGGCUCCGUUGCAGCCUCCGUAGCUGCACCUCAACAGGUGGCUCAUCCUCACAGUCACGCACAUCCUCACGCCCACACCCACGCCCAUCCUCAUCCAUCUGCGCCGCCACCUUCUUCUGUGCCCUAUGGCUCAUCCCUGGAUCCCGCCAUCAAGCACUUACUCGACCAACAAGCCGAGAUCCAGGCCAAGCUGGCCGCUCUUCUUCCUCAGAAAUAUGGACCCAACAUCAAGGUGGAGCUUGACAUGUUGCGCCAUAAGUACCGUGUCCUGCGCGCAUAUGCCGACGAGAAUCUAUUGUCUGACAAGAUUCCCGUCUUGUCUGACAUCGAGGAAGCAAGAUCACUUCAGUAUCAGUGCGAAUGUAUCGAAAGUGCAUGUCUCGAGCACGGCGUCGAUCUCGGUGACCCCAGAUUCGUUGACGUGCUCAAGUACGCGUUCUAUCGCGACCAAGCACCGGAAGGGUAUGCCGCUUGGCUGGACAGGAAUUUGUCACAUUACGAUCCCGUCUGCAAAGCUGUUCGGUUGCGCGACAGCUUGCCACUGGCUUUCCGUCAACACCACUCCCACAAGUGCUGGGAUGAACGUUGCACACAUUACAUCUACGGAUAUCCUCAUCCAGAUGACCGGGACCAGCAUGUUAAAGAGCACGCGGCCGUGUACAAGAGGGACUCAGGUCUCUCCUUCGGUGGCACCCCGCCCAUGAUCUUCCCUGAGCCGUUGAGUGCGAGCUAUAAUGGAGAAUAUCACAAACCACCCUCUUCAUAUCACCACCUCCCUCGUCCUAACUCGGGCCUUCAGCUUGCUCCUCUAGCAACGAGUAGCCAACCAAAGGAUCACCGCGAAGCCCUUAAGAGCUAUUCUUUUGUUCCGGAGAAGCCUCCUGGACCUCCUAGAGGCUCGGUUGACUCCGAGGUUGACCCGUUACUUCCGCCCCUGAAGCGUAGCCGAGUAGGCCAGCCGCGAUUGGAGUCCAUAGGAGAGCUUCGACUUCUGAGGGAAAAUGGGCCCUGUCUACGGUGUAGAACGAUGAAGAAGAGCUGCGAUUCCAAUGAUCCCUGUGCGUUCUGCCCCGACAUGGCAAGCUCUCCGAAUAAUGAUUUCUGGGGAGCCCUUGGGUGUUUUCGAGGAUCACUGAGUAAUCUCACCGACAUUAUGCUUCCAGCCUAUCUGUCACCCAGACAGAUGCAGACGCCCAUGACUUCUCCUCUUGCUAUUCGCCGCAGCAUGAACGAAUUCUUGGACAGAGGUUACGCUGUUGGCCCAGAUGUCACCAACAUGGUGAAGGCUCAUUUGGAUUUCAAUGAUCGCUUUUGGUGGACAGACGACCUCUCGAACCUGCCGCUCGCCAAUCCAACACUCGCUUCGUUCUCUCAGGAACCCGUUGAACGGUCACCCCCUGUUCUAAACGUCCUUGCCUCCAGUUGGAACCUGAAUGGGACCAUGUACAACUUUUGGAAACUGCUACACUUGAGCGGCUCGAUCUCAGACGGACGGAUGCACGAAGUGACGACCUACCCUGUCCUAUAUCGCGCCAAGCUUCUGCUUCGUGAAACGCUUUUCUACGACUUCCAGCAACCGGAACCCGCAAUUCAUGGAGAGAUGACGAGCCCCGGAAGCCAUGUGGUCUUCGACGAUGUGGACACGUGCGGUCGCUUCCGUGUGUUAUACAACUGCAUGACACAAUUUCUCCAGGCCUUUGAAGCCCAGACAAUGCGACCUACAAUACCGGAUCCCCGGAGCUGGCUCGCCCUUUUCUACUCACUAUGCAUAUUCAGUGUAGUGAGGACUUUGUUGGUGGACCGAAUGGCGCAAUCACGGAUAACUUCACCUUCUCAGCAAGGCGUUCCUGCCAUGCAUGCCGUGUACAAAGCGCUGGUGAGCGUAUUCACUUGGUCCGCGCCUAUGCUGCUUGACGGGUCUGACAUCGAGAUGAGUCAUGGUGACCGCGAGCUAUUGACUUCCGCAGCCACUAUAUUGGAAAGGGGUACGUGGACUGAACGGGGUAUCGCAACCACCAAGGACUUUCUGAUGUAUCUUGGUAGUGGGGAGAUAGAAGGAUCUUAUUUCAAUGGGUUCCUGAAGCAGAGAUCACCAGCAAAGCCGGGGUCAUUUCUUCUGCCUCCCAUUACAAGAUCGGGGGAAGAUGCCAGAAAGCCACUGCCAGAUACACGAUCGAUUGCCAAUCCAUGGCAUUCCAGGAUAUCAACCCAACCAGAGAAGGAGCCUUUUUCCUACAAUGUUUUCACAGGAGAGUCAGAUCGGAUCCUGACUUCUCAAGUGAUGGAGGCGGGAAGGCGGCAUACUGUUGCUGAAAGCCCAACAUACAUGAGAGGAGGUGGCCGAGGCCCAACGUCACCCAUUGCUGCUGCAAGAAUCAGAUCGUCAUACCAGCGGCCACCGUUACGAAGAGUAUACUGUACGAAGUGCAACGAAUAUCCAGAGGGGUUCCGAGGCGAGCAUGAACUUCGGAGGCACAACGAUGCGAAACACGCUGCAUUGGUUAAGAGGUGGGUAUGCACGGAACCGCACGAGCCAGGCUCCCCGUUACCCGUCGUUCCGUUGGCAAAGUGUAAGGCAUGCGUAACACAGAAACGAUAUGGAGCCUACUACAAUGCCGCUGCACAUCUGAGGAGAGCGCAUUUCAACCCUCAUCGAGGGGGCAAAGCAAGCGGAGACUGGCCGCCCAUGGCGAUUCUCAAGGACUGGAUGCGUGAGGUUCGGCAGUCCAUCGAUAUUCAGGAUCAGGAUGACGCCUCAAGUGGUGAAGAUGAGACACAAGACUACAAGUCGAUGCAUGACUUUAUGUCACCGACUGAACAACAUGCUCCAGUGUUGGAGAUACCACGUCUUGCCCCAGCUCCUCCACCACCACCUCCUCCAUCACAACCACACCAUGGUCCGCCGUUAUUAAUGCCUUCAGUUGACAGGCUUGGCGCUACUGGGCCGCCGCAACUCGUAAUGCAAGGCGGCCAGGGAGUUUUCCUUGCUCCCAACCCGGGGUUGAAAGCCGAUGAGUCAUCACAUCCGCCCAGCGCGACCUCAUCUGCUCGAAACCGUUGUCCUAUUCCUGAAUGCGGCCGAGUGUUUAAGGAUCUCACGGCACAUAUGCUCACACACAUGGAAGAAAGACCCGAGAAGUGCCCUAUAGAGUCCUGCGAGUACCACAUUAAGGGAUUUGCCAGAAAGUAUGACAAAAACAGACAUGCGCUGACGCAUUACAAGGGCACCAUGGUAUGCCCCUUUUGUCCUGGAGCUGGGACGGCAUAUGAGAAGGCUUUCAACCGGGCCGAUGUGUUCAAACGCCACUUGACCGCCGUGCACAACGUUGAACAGACACCACCAAAUAGUAGAAAGUUGAUAUUGACCACCGGGGGGCGGUCCGGUGGGGUUGGCGCCAGAUGUAGCAUCUGCCAAAGUCAGUUUGCCACCGCGCAAGAAUUCUACGAACAUUUGGACGACUGCGUUUUGAAUGUCAUCGUCCCGUCCACGCCAAAGACGGCGGGCAGCAGCAGCGCAACCACCAGGAAGGACUCUUUAGCCACAAAGACGCCCACCACUGCAAGCACCGACAAGGGAAAAGAGCUCGAUAUUGAGCUUGAGAUGCAUCGGCGCCGAGAGUCCGCGCACGCGCUACCGCCGCCUCCUCAUAUCCAAACCCUACCAAGAGAUCAUCCAGAGCCAGAGCCUAUUAAGCAGCAAGGCCUCAGCGCCAGGGACGCACAAAAUCUCAAGCUAGUCGCCGACUCCGUGUUGGAGAAUGAAGCAAUGCUUGCCAGUAUUGGCAGGGACGCGCCUGAGCAAGAGAUUGCUGGAUCAGAAAUCCAAGCACCUCUCCCACAGCCACCAUCAGAGGCAUAUCUGCCCCCUUCUUCGUCAUAUUUACCUAGACAGGUAUCUGUAACCGAGCCAACAUUGGAGAAUCAGAUUGUCCCGUCGAAGGGGCAAGAAGAAAGGAUCGACAGGGAAAUGGGUGAUGCUGAUGGGAACCUAUCCAAGGAGCCGCAGUCGACUGGAACACCUUCCGCUGCUACGAGCUACGUGGAAGCGAUGAGGCUGCGUCGCAGCCCGGAGGUGACACUAGGUUCACCACUGCCAACGGAUGAGAUGAAGACGGAUUAGAUGGGAAGAACAAGAGGAACUUGAGAGUGGAUACACGAUGUCGAUGUAUGGAUUUUGAUAUGCGGUUGAUGAUUUAAGUGAUUAAUGAUGUAAUGGGUUUCUUUUUAUGUCAUAUUGCUCCCCUCUUCUACUUUCUUACUACUUAUAUACGACGGCCUAGAUACCGGUGUCAUGCCACUUCCUCGGUUUGCUUAUGGGGUUUUGCUGCUGG